Messenger RNA from Penaeus vannamei (Pacific white shrimp), 3480 nucleotides. Its product is annotated as protein bric-a-brac 2. Gene Ontology annotation, molecular function: protein binding; DNA-binding transcription factor activity, RNA polymerase II-specific; DNA binding. Gene Ontology annotation, biological process: regulation of transcription by RNA polymerase II. Gene Ontology annotation, cellular component: nucleus. The record is from RefSeq and is a predicted model, not a curated record. Lineage: Eukaryota; Metazoa; Arthropoda; Malacostraca; Decapoda; Penaeidae.
CCAACAUGCAAUUCGCACAUGGGCUUGAGUAUAAGCGAAAACGGACAGCCUUCACGCGCCACAUGAUCCUUGAGCUGGAGAAGGAGUUCCUCUUGAAUCAGUACCUCACGGGCAGUCGAAAGAAAGAUAUCGCGCUGAGGUUGCGCCUCCCGGAGCAGCAAGUCAAAAUCUGGUUCCAGAACCGGCGGCAAAAGUGGAAAAAGUCGAAAAUGAAAAAGGACGACGGAUCGUGGAAGGGGGCGAGUCCCGACCAGUCUCCCGGGAGCCAGAGCUCGCAGUCGGGCCAGGUGUCGGGGCUGUCCCAGCACUUCUCUCACCAGCAGGCUUACUCGCACCAACAGCAACGCACACCGCAGCAGGAACAGCAAAAGUCAUCAGAACCGAGGGCAGGACAACAGACGUCACCGCAGGGUCAGGGUUGGUCAGGUCAUACAUCAGGCUUCGGCCACCUGAGCGGCAGGGUCGUGCCCCCUGGCCUCGUGCCCAUCACUUUGCCCUACACUCGCGCCGCAGCCGGGGGGCACACGCCCACCACCAACCCAGGCGGGACGAGGGACGCGGCCCAGGCCAGUCAGACGCCCUCUAAAUCCUCCAGCUUUGACUCACUGCUUUAGUGCACGCUCUUGUCCUGUAGUUUGUUACAGAUUUUACAUGUUGUUUCUGCCAGUGUGAGAGUGUUGCUGCCCGAGACCCCUCCUUCCCCAAGACCGCUGUCGCAGCAGCUCCCCUGCUAUGCGCCUCCACUGCCAACUCUUUUGUUUGUCCUUGCCUCGUCUGUUUAGCUCGCAAUAUUUAAAUGUUUGUGUGACAUCACUGUAAUACAAUUUUGUCCAAGGGGGCAGGGGAGGACUAGCAGCGGUGGGCUGUUGCUCGAGACGGUAGAGGAGGAGACACCCGUCUCAGGAUUGAGUGUCUUUGUGCUAUUCCUAAGACAGUUGGUGCGCCUCGCAGCCACAGCCUGCCUGGACGGUUUAACCCGGGAGAGUCAUUAUGUAGCACACGUUCAUCCACAAAUACCAUAUGUUAACCACAUCCCUUGAUGCAUUGUGUACCAAAAUAUAUUGAUAUGUAUUCAGACCGAUCUGCCAUUUGGGAGUGACCGCAGGCAUAGGCUGCAAGUUGCGUAGCUUCUCAUUUACUGUGAGUGGAUGUGGAGGAAGAGGAGCGAAUCUCCCUGGUGUGUUGUGCUUUGUGUUGACAUCAUUAUUGGAAGUGCUUGUGGCUCGGGGCGCCGUUAUAACAAAAACCUCGCAGGCCGGUGAUGGGCCACCUUACACCUUAGUGACUGUAAAGCCUUGGCUAUUAAGUUAUAAAAUGUUUGUCGGUGGUUGAAGAGUAUUAUACCACGUGUAUAAUGCCUGCAUAUUUUCAUAUGUUAAGUUGUCUUGAUUGAUUGAUAGAGAAUGCCAUAUGUACAUUGUCAAAAUAUUUUCAUAAUUUGACGUGAUGUCACCUAAAUGGACAAUUUAAAAUCUAGUUUUACCCAUUGAUCAUACGGACCAGUAGCUAGAUAGAGCAAUAUGCAACGGACGUGGUAACAUACUAAUUAGAGGUAGGCCGUAGUCCCAUCACCAGUCAGGACGGCACGCUGGUUGAUCUGGCUGCACGCGACUCCGCUCGCCGUGCAAGCCUUCGUUUCUUCUCUGUUUCUGAGGCGUUGAGGUCAUCUGACUCGGGCGCGCGCGGCCCAACUUGAUUAAAGACAUUUUGGAUGCGUGUUGUGUGCCGGUAACGUAUGAGUUCUUCACCCUGUGACCUCGCCUCGCCGUCAUCGCCUGGCCACCAGUCAGCAUGUGCUCAGAGAGCAGGCAUUACCCGGCUGUCAGCAUGACGCCGCCCUCCCCGCAAGGGCGCGCGGUCCCGAAAAGCUCUGAAGGUUCCUAGACGGGUCUCGCGGGCCAGACGGUGAUACCGCAAGGACGCGAGGGAGGUAAACCAGGAUCUGAUUUCGAUUCACAAACUAGUGAACUUUUAUCCAAUGUCGUCAUGAUACUUGUACUACAGCACUACCAAAGCAGCACAUGCGGUUGUACAAAAUGGGGGAAUGAUUCCUCCGAUCAUUGUUUGGAGAUUUGAUUGUAUUUAGGACUUAGUUGAUAUUUAGGUUUGCCUGUGCUUUUCAAGUGUGUCAACAUCGCAGAACUGGAAUCAUAAUGAUGUGCGUCUUUCUAUGAUUUGAUGUCCAGUAAUCGGAGUGUGCGUUGAUGAGGAGAUGCCAGACUCGUGCAUCGCGACGCCGCCCAGACUCCCUCUUGCACGCCCAACCGACUCACGCCCACUGAGGCCGCGUAUCAUGGAGCAAUAACUUUGUCGGACAAGACUGUAUUUGUUAAGUUUCUUGAUGCCAUUUACACAUACACUCGUACAUCACACAAACGGUCAUAGUAGAAUACUUUUGAUUUAUUAAGGAACAUUUAAUGGCGCAAUACAUUUAUUUCUUCAAAUGAUAGGCUGUUGUUAUUUCCAUUUUUUAUAGUUAAUGCUAUUAAUAUUAUUAUCAAUAUUAUUUUUAAUGUUGAUGUUGAUAGUAGUAUGUAACGUUAACUGUUACAAAUGUUAUGCAUUUUAAUGAUUAUUAUGGACCGUUGUCAAGGUAGACGUUACUUUAAUGUAUGGCAACUUUAAAAGGAUUUUAGUAGUUUCUCCACACAGACAUAGCCACAUGUGAGACCUUUAGUUCUCGUUUUACACACGACAGUCACUGUUGUCACAGUACAUUUUAUUGUUAUUGUUAUAUAUCCGUGAAUGGAUUGCAAACACGGAUGUAGUAUCCGCCUUUAUGGGAACUUCGGUGGCGAAAGUAAGUGCGUAUGUUUUGUUGUGAGUACGUUUUUUAUAGUUCGAAUGUGUGUGUGUGUUUGUGUGUGUAAUCCUUGUAUGUAUGUCUUGCAUGAAUGUGUGUCCGUGCGCAUGUACAUGUGCAUCCUUGCAUGUAUGUCCUGUAUGAGUGCGAGUGUCUUUCGGCGUGUGUGCAUCGACCUCCUGUUCAUGUGUGUGCAUUCAAGCAGCGACAGUGGAGAGGGAGGCACUGGAGGCCAUGGGUAGGGCUUGUUCCCGGGUGACUGCAGUCGCUCCCCUGGUGCGACCUGGGCGGCAUAGUUUGCGGUACAGGAAUCGAACAGACAGAAUAAUGUAACCACAAACUAAUGGCUUUAAAUCAAACGCACAUGUGUUAUCCACACAAAAGGAUGAAGUAUUAUGAAAAAGCUUUACAGCUUUUUGGUAGCUUUUUGGUUAUUAUGGAUAAGUAUUCAUGGUUUAAUGUUUGAUGACAUUAAGGUGAAACUGUACAUGAUAGAUUAUAUGAUUUAUUAUUAAGUGUAGUCAGAAGUGCAAUGGAGAUAUUCGAAAUAAUGUAACAAAGUCAAAAUUUAAAGUCUGAUUAUUUUAAUUAUGAAAUAUCUCAUAUACAAGACUGUAUAUCUACAACAUGGAUAAUGAUAAGUGAUUUGGUUUCAAUUAAACUACUUGUAUAUAAAA